Molecule: messenger RNA, 678 nt
Organism: Lentinula edodes (shiitake mushroom)
Lineage: Eukaryota; Fungi; Basidiomycota; Agaricomycetes; Agaricales; Omphalotaceae
Exons: 3
Coding region: 1-678 (225 amino acids)
Source: RefSeq, a predicted model, not a curated record
AUGCCGCCUACAAAAUCCAUAUACGACGAGCGUGUAGAGUUAUUGGAUGAACUUAUGGAUUUGCCAUUAAAGGGUUUCCCUGAUAUUGACGCUACACCAAGCUCUGGGAUUACUUCUCUUCCUACACCACAUGCAAACGAGCAUCCUGCCCUUGAAGAUUCUGUACAACCUCCUCGUCAUGAAACUGCUCAUUCCGAGCAUCAACACAUUAUCUAUCCAGCUGCUCCUCUUAUUAAGGAUUUAGACUCUUUCACUGAAGGGACAGGCGGCAGCUUUGACUUUCUCAUGGACGAGAACUCCUUCGAAACUGCUCAUCCUUUGAAUUCAUUGUCCCUCUCUCUUCUGCCUCCCCAAGUAUCUUUGUCAAUAGAGUCGUGGAGGGAAGAUGUCUACCACAACUCCCCCGACUCGUCACAGUUUUCAUCACGGACUGAGGAACCCGUCGACUCUGAUUCCUCGUCAUCGGAUACAUCUUCAUCUCAUUUCAAACGACCUCGGUCCGUCGCUUCUGACGACGUUGCCAGGCGAACGAAGCCUAGGGCCCAAUCUAUGUCGUCCUCACCGUACACGACCAUCACGCAAUUUUAUCGCGGUGUCGAACCUCCGACCGCCGAUGUCCGGCCCUUCGUUCGUCCCCAGUUGCGACGAACACGUUCUCUCCCCCUUCGGCCAGACUGA